AUGGACGCACGCCUUACGGUCCUGACGGCCUUUCCACCGGCCGCUGGGAUUGAUAACGAGGAAUACUACCAAAACAGCCAGCAACAUGCCAAGAGGGUGCGAGAACUCAUCCGUGACAAUGCGCAGUGGAUAAGGGAGUCCGCCGACGAUAUUCUAAAGCAUGUCAACCCCGCCGUCUAUUCCCUUUCAUAUCUUAUGAUCCUCGAAUUUCUACUACAGUCACCCGGGUGGACCUCUCAGCAGGCACAUGAGAGCUUGGCAUCAUAUAUGGCCCACUUCCUCCUCCAGUUCGAUGCUCGCCAAAUACGAUGCAAGGGAAGCACUUGGUCAGAUGUUCUCAAGGAGGCGUAUAACGAGCGCGGCUUGUUUCCUGCCUCUGUUGCCGUCGAGCUGGUCACUGCUGCCCUCCUAAGACUCGACCCUUCAGGCUCUAUCAUCACAUCUCACCACUGCAACCUGGUCGAACUGGCAUACAAUACCGGCAAUGUCGGUGCAAUACUACCUCUGAUCGAGAAACCUAUCAUCUAUAUGCCGGCCAAGGGCAUGUCGACAGCCCAGCCCCUUUGCGACAUGUCUCUCCCUCCACCAGCAUACAUCAACCCCGACAGCCAGCUCACCGACACUCUUACCAGCGCCGCCGUGCUUCAGUACGAUUUCCUAUGCGGCCUGUGCUUCAUAGAGCGCCGGAUGUGGCAGCAAGCCUUUGAUGCCUUUGAACGAUGUGUCACGUAUCCGACGCGGGACGGCGGUUGCAGCAAGAUCAUGACGGAGGCAUAUAACAAAUGGGUCCUUGUCGGCUUGCUCCUGACCGGAAAGCCACCAACACUACCGGAAACGACCUCGCAAGCGGCAAAGAAGAUUUUCGCAACCCAGGGAAAACCCUACAAGUUGUUCGCUCAGGCUUUCAAAUCAGAAACCGCCGGGGAUUUGGUCCGAGAAUUUGAAGUUAUCAAUUCUGAGCUCUUACCCAAUGAGGGGAACGUCGAGCUCGCAAAGCUGGUGCUGGCUCACUAUCAACGGUGGCAAAUCAUCAACCUGCGCAAUAUCUACACUAACAUCUCCCUUGAGAAAAUCCGGGAACGGACACAGAGUGCUGAAACAGGCGCGCCGCUACCGACCGUGGAAGCGGUAGAUCAGCUCGUGCAAAGCAUGAUCGCCGACGGGAGUCUGCAGGGCGCUAUCGAGCGCCCAAAGGACGGCAGCCCAGCCUAUCUGACGUUUUUGUCGUCGCCCGCGCAGGGCAUGUCCGAGGUGGAGUUUUCGGCCCAGGUGAACAAAGUGAUGCAGGGCAUCAAGGCUCUGGAGCCCAUCAUCGAGGCAACCAACAAGCGCCUAGCCAGCAACCGCGAGUACAUUAGUCACACGGUUAAACGACAGUUUGACGCGGCUCGCGAACACAAGCUUGGUCUUCAGAGCACAGGUGGUGGCUUCGAAGAGUCGUCGUUCCACAUUGAGGAGGAGGAAGAUCUGAUGAGUGGUCUACCAGCUCACUAGUGGGAUGACGGGAACUAUUCAUAAGUGGAACAGGCUUAUCACCCUCUCCUGUAUAUUUCCAGAGGAUGAACGCGACGAGGCUGUUGGCUGGUUUGGUUGUUAACGUAGGGAUUGGGCGCGGCCAAGAGAUAGACGGUUGCUACUCCUCCCUUUAUGGACUUUGCGCCAGACGUUUAGAGGUGAAGAAGAAGUAGAGCAUUUUUUGCGUACACUACAUACGGGGAAAAGAUGUUACUUCGCAACAUUACUUGCUCCAGCCGUGAAACAAGUUGUUGAAGACGAUGAGGGGAGAGAUGACGUCG
Neurospora tetrasperma FGSC 2508 is the source of this 1796-nucleotide messenger RNA. RefSeq lists its product as uncharacterized. The transcript has 3 exons. Gene Ontology annotation, biological process: ubiquitin-dependent protein catabolic process. The record is from RefSeq and is a predicted model, not a curated record. NCBI's taxonomy places the organism in Eukaryota, Fungi, Ascomycota, Sordariomycetes, Sordariales, Sordariaceae. Gene Ontology annotation, cellular component: COP9 signalosome. Bases 1 to 1494 code for a protein of 497 amino acids.